Messenger RNA from Molossus molossus (Pallas's mastiff bat), 1197 nucleotides. RefSeq names its product receptor transporter protein 1 (gene RTP1). The record is from RefSeq and is a predicted model, not a curated record. Lineage: Eukaryota; Metazoa; Chordata; Mammalia; Chiroptera; Molossidae. The transcript is spliced from 2 exons. The coding region runs from base 1 to 792 and encodes 263 amino acids. Gene Ontology annotation, molecular function: olfactory receptor binding. Gene Ontology annotation, cellular component: cell surface. Gene Ontology annotation, biological process: protein targeting to membrane; protein insertion into membrane; detection of chemical stimulus involved in sensory perception of bitter taste.
AUGAGAAUUUUUAGACCGUGGAGACUGCGCUGCCCUGCCUUGCACCUGCCCUCACUCUCCGUGUUCUCGCUCAGGUGCAGCUUGCCUUCCCUCACCACUGACGAGACCAUGUGCAAAAGCGUGACCACAGGUGAAUGGAAGAAAGCCUUCUAUGAGAAGAUGGAGGUGGCCAAGCCGGCUGACAGCUGGGACCUCAUCAUAGAUCCCAACCUCAAGCACAAUGUGCUGGCCCCUGGUUGGAAGCAGUACCUGGAGCUGCAUGCCUCAGGCAGGUUCCACUGCUCCUGGUGCUGGCACACGUGGCAGUCGCCCCACGUGGUCAUCCUCUUCCACAUGUUCCUGGACCGGGCCCAGCGUGCGGGCUCGGUGCGCAUGCGCGUCUUCAAGCAGCUGUGCUACGAGUGCGGCACGGCGCAUCUGGACGAGUCCAGCAUGCUGGAGGAGAACAUCGAGAGCCUGGUGGACAACCUCAUCACCAGCCUGCGCGAGCAGUGCUACGGCGAGCGCGGCGGCCAGUACCGCAUCCACGUGGCCAGCCGCCAAGACAACAGGCGGCACCGCGGCGAGUUCUGCGAGGCCUGCCAGGAGGGCAUCGUGCACUGGAAGCCGAGCCAGAAGCUGCUGGAGGAGGAGGCGACCACCUACACUUUUAAACCUGCCCCCAGCCCCUCCAAACCACAAGCCGAGAUGAGUUCCGGCCGCAACUUCUGCUCUAUCCCCUGGUGCUUGUUUUGGGCCACAGUCCUGCUCUUGAUCAUCUACCUACAGUUCUCCUUCCGCAGCUCAGUCUAAGAUUCCCUUGGUGAGUCCCAGGGGACUCUAGCCCCCCAAGGCCAGGGGGCCAGCCCGCUAGUGGGAGGGACCAAGAGAGACUGGGGUGGGAGUGGGGUUAAGUUCCAGCACUGGUGCUGCACUGACUCACUGGGCUCCCUGGAUAGUUCACCCAGCUUUUCCAUCUGCACUGUCAUGGGUUUGGGCUAGAUCAUUGGGUUUUCAAAGUGAAACUCAGGGCCCCAGACUUCUGCAUAGGUGCCCCAGGGACUUUUGAAUUUGGAAGGUAGAUUGAGUGAGUGGAUUUUCCAUCCUGGUCAAAUCACCCAUCCCCAACUCCUACCUCCUGCUGUGUCUUUAAUCAGAACAGCUCCAUCUUAGAUGGAGUUCCAUUUAAAAAUUUGUAUUAAAAAAAAACAACAAAAA